Molecule: messenger RNA, 1957 nt
Organism: Magnolia sinica
Lineage: Eukaryota; Viridiplantae; Streptophyta; Magnoliopsida; Magnoliales; Magnoliaceae
Product: aldehyde dehydrogenase family 2 member C4-like
Exons: 9
Coding region: 58-1560 (500 amino acids)
Molecular function (GO): aldehyde dehydrogenase (NAD+) activity
Source: RefSeq, a predicted model, not a curated record
AUUAGCAGAGAACGAGAGAGAGAGAGAGAGAGAGAGAGAGAGAGAGAGAGAGAAAAUAUGGCGACUAAAUGCAGAGAGGGAGAAAAUGGAUUCAAACUUCCAGAAAUCAAGUUCACCAAGCUCUUCAUCAACGGGGAAUUCGUCGACUCUGUUUCAGGGAAGACCUUUGAAACGAGGGAUCCUCGCACGGGAGAAGUGAUAGCGAGAAUCGCGGAAGGAGACAAAGAAGAUGUGGAUUUGGCAGUAAAGGCCGCACGGCAUGCCUUCGACCAUGGACCCUGGCCUCGCCUCGCCGGUUGUGAGAGAGGAAAGAUCAUGAUGAAAUUUGCAGACUUGAUAGAUCAACACAUCGAAGAACUGGCCACACUUGAUAGCCUGGACGCUGGGAAGUUGUUCAAAAUGGGCAUGGAGAUGGAUAUCCCUGGUGCAGCUAACACACUACGUUACUAUGCUGGUGCCGCCGAUAAGAUCCAUGGAGAGACAUUGAAGAUGUCUAGGGCCCUUCAAGGGUAUACAUUGCGCGAGCCAAUCGGGGUAGUGGGCCACAUUAUCCCAUGGAACUUUCCAUCGACUAUGUUCGCAAUAAAGGUUGGCCCGGCAUUAGCCGCCGGGUGCACCAUGGUUAUUAAACCGGCUGAGCAGACGCCGCUCUCAGCUCUUUACUAUGCUCAUCUUGCUAAGUUGGCUGGGAUUCCAGAUGGAGUGCUGAAUGUUGUAACAGGUUUUGGUCCCACAGCUGGUGCUGCCGUUAGCUCUCACAUGGACAUUGACAAGAUUAGCUUCACAGGAUCGACGGAAGUGGGCCGGCUCGUAAUGCAAGCUGCUGCGACAAGCAAUUUGAAGGCCGUCUCACUCGAACUGGGCGGGAAGUCACCUCUCAUAAUUUUCAAUGAUGCUGAUGUGGACAUGGCUGUUGAACUUGCCCGCUUUGCCAUAUUAUAUAACAAGGGAGAAAUUUGCGUAGCGGGGUCACGUGUUUUUGUUCAGGAAGGGAUAUAUGAUGAAUUUGUGAAGAAAUCGGCAGAAAAGGCGAAAAGUUGGGUGGUCGGGGACCCUUUUGAUCCCAAUGUCCACCAAGGGCCACAGGUGGAUAAGGUGCAAUUUGAGAAAGUCCUGAAAUACAUUGAGCAUGGUAAGAGAGAAGGGGCUACACUGCUCACAGGAGGUAAAGCCUGUGGUGAAAAGGGCUACUACAUUGAGCCCACAAUUUUUACUGAUGUCAAGGAUGAUAUGCUGAUAGCAAAGGAUGAAAUAUUUGGGCCUGUGAUGUCUCUCAUGAAGUUCAAGACAGUGGAGGAAGCAAUUGAGAGGGCCAACAAAACAAGGUAUGGGCUGGCAGCUGGGGUGGUGACCAAGGACUUAAACAUAGCCAAUAGGGUGUCGCGAUCAAUCCGGGCCGGGUCCAUUUGGGUCAAUUGCUACUUUGCAUUUGACCAUGAUUGCCCAUUUGGAGGCUACAAAAUGAGUGGGUUUGGAAAGGACAUGGGAUUACAUUCCCUCGACAAGUAUCUCCAAACCAAGUCCGUUGUUACUCCUCUCUAUGAUUCUCCUUGGCUCUGAUUCAUUCUCUCUCCCUCUCUCUAAUCAAAAGACCACAAUAAAAGAAACUAUGUUAUAUUUGCUAUUUUAUGUUAUGUAUUUGAUUGGAAAAUGAUCUACUUCUACUAUCUGUGUUCGUUGUUAUUUGGACUGUGCAUUUGUUGGGUCCUAUCUUGGGUGGGCCAUUUUACAAAAACUAAGAUUAGUCAGAUGGUGAUUCUGGCUGUCUGUUGGUUGGGCUUUUCUCCAGUUGUAAUAGUUGGAAGUCUUCUGGUGGGUGGCUAGGAUUGUCCCACUGGUGUGAUUCUUUGGGGUCCGCUCCAUCUAGAGUAAGGCCCAGUUGAUGAAUGGUCCGGAUCUUGUACAUGUGUGCCAAAUGCACAAAGAUGUGCCUAAUAAAUGUUUUAUUUGUAGUCCA